Molecule: messenger RNA, 1557 nt
Organism: Amphibalanus amphitrite
Lineage: Eukaryota; Metazoa; Arthropoda; Thecostraca; Balanomorpha; Balanidae
Product: WAP four-disulfide core domain protein 5-like
Exons: 2
Coding region: 180-689 (169 amino acids)
Cellular component (GO): extracellular region
Molecular function (GO): peptidase inhibitor activity
Source: RefSeq, a predicted model, not a curated record
GCUCGGGCCUCGGCCCAGGUCAUAGUGCUGUCUGGUAUACAGGACGGUCGCAGCUCCAGCCUCUGCCGCAGUCAGCAGUCACCAGACUCAGCCGCCGUCCGAGCCACAUCACCUCGCUCCGAUCCGACUCGCUCUCUGCCCCAUCAGCCUGCCAUCGUAGCGACCCUCUCCAGGUCACCAUGAAGUUCUCCGUCGCCGUUCUGCUGUUCGCCGCCGCUGCUGCCGUCGUCUCGGCCCAGGAACCGCCGCCGUCCAACUGCAUGAGGUACUGCCGGCGCUCCCGUCUGGAGACGACGUGGGACACCUACUGCUGCCAGAGCUCUGAACACGCCGGCUUCUGCCCGCCGGUCGUGGACGGCUGCCAACCGGGCGAGGCCGCCAAGAGCGCCCCGCGGCCGUGCGAGACCGACUCGGACUGCGCGGAACAGGACAAAUGCUGCAUGGACGGCUGUCUGAACAUGCGCGUCUGCAAGACGGCUAUGCAAGGGUCACCGGUGCCGAUCGUCCACCCCGGCCGCUGCCCGCGCCUGUUCCCCUGCCUAUCGGGGGUGAAGGGGAACGGCCAGCCCCGGCUCUGCGAGGACGACGGCGACUGUGCUCUGCGCGACAAAUGCUGCAGAGAUAGCUGCAUGGAAGACAUGGUCUGCAAGACUGCCGUUCGCGACCGGCGUGUGAUGAUCGCUCAGUGAGCGGAAGAGGCUGAAACACUCGGCUGGAGUGGUUGGGGUUCGUUACUGAGCGAACAAAGACUGGCCAGUGCUCUGUUCGGGUGCACAUUGCGGUGAUGGGAGGUCCGACACUGUCCCACUGUCGCUUUUAAGCACAAAAGUAGUGACUGGUUAACAAGGACACGGUGCUCAAAUAUAUUCGGACGAUUGCCAUGGUAGGGAAUCGGCACUUCAUCGAGCAAACCACCUUCAAUAGAAAUGUAUCAUGGACAAUUUGUACGGUUAACAAUACAACGUCUGCAACGUUUAAGUCGGGUUCGCUUCAUAUAUUGUAUUUAACCGUCACCGAAAUGCACGGUUUCGCUCGCCGAGUUACGAGUGCGUGGCAGCGGUACGGCAGCUUUAUCCAAGGUUUUAUCAUUGUGCAAACGUUCUCCUCCCGUUAGUGCAGCUUACCACGGUGGCAUUGGAGUGCGCUGCCAAUGUGCACAUACCCUCGCUCUUUACCUACAUACAAACAUUAAACAUAAUUCGUUACAUAAAACGAAAUUGCACUUCAAUCUGAAGGUCGAUAUGGCGAAACUCCGCCCAUCAAUCGGAAAAGGUUGGCAAUGCAUAUCUUUAAGACCGCUCGUUAAAGAACAUAAAUUGGAGUUGCUCGAUAAGAAUAUCAAUGUCUUCCAAUAUAAGCGAUGUCGGUAAAAUAAGCAUAGAUAGAAUAUUUAUUUCAUACGUGACGAAAUGCUCAGAAACGAUGCCCAGCAUGAGUUGAUUGACUUUAUGACAUUUCCUCGUGUUCGUCGAACAACUGAUGCCUCAUUGCCACCACUGAAGCCAAUAAACCCCAAUCUCUCGUCUGCCUUCGCUCCGCAGUCCUGUUUCUCUACCG